CUUUUAUUAUAAUCAAUGUUUGUAUACUACACAAGUUUGGAAUGUCUACUUUUUAAAAAAGCUAAUUCAUGAAAGCUAUACCAAGCAUUCUGGACUCAUAUUCGCUUUACCACUAAUCUUAACAACUUUGAUAUUAAUAUAAUGUACUUUCAUUAUCAACGAGUAGCCAAAACACUAUUUCAUUAAUAGGAAGCAUAACUGUUCUAGUUUGGAAGACUGUUCAGUGGUAGUAGCUUCCAACCGCAGCCAGGAACGACUUUACAAACAUCCAUGUCUGAAAACCUUUUGAGUCAUAUUCAUGCUUGCAGUCAGCUAAAACAUGUUAGAGAAAAUUUGAAUACUGUAAAGUGUAUGAGCGAAGGUAAGUUCGCUCCAUCGUUAGAUCUGCAUCAUGAAUCUGAAUCCUUUCUUAGACCUUCAAAAUCAUUCUCCCAUGAAUGGGUUAAAAAAUUACAAAAGCAAUGGGAAAACGAGGUAGACUCUAGUGUUCUUUUUGAUUUUCCCAAGAGUAUAUCCCGUACAAAUUUGCAAUUUCGCAGACAGGGAUUGGAAGGUCAUAUUAUAGAUUACAAAGAAGUCUCUGAAGACAUCGCUGAUCUAAAUGCAAAAAACUCUUCAAGUUUUCUGAGAAAACCAGCAUCCAAAAGCGAGUUUGUACGAGGCAGCACAAAUAACAUACCAUUUUUGACUGAUGAUCCUGACAAUCCCCAGGAAAUAGCAGCCCCUAAACCGGUGCAAAUGCCCUUAAAAGGAGAAGAUGGUCUGUAUCAAGUUCCUCCUGGGUUUUCUAGAGGGUUGGUUAUGAAUAAAUCCGUUGAAGGUAAUAUCUUAAAUGAUGAGUUCAAUCCUGAUACUUGGGAGACAAAACAAGUACGACCUUCUAUGCAAAAAUUUACUACCCUUAAUGAACUAAAUGAACACUUGAAAAAUAUCAACUCAAAACAUACUGAAAUUGACGAUUUACUUCCCGACAAGAGCACCAUCGUUGCCCUUCCUUCUUCAAGUGGCAGUGUCUCCAAACGAAAAGACUAUGCUCACGUUGUAGAUAGUAACACUACUAUCGAUAACUUCCACCAACUGGUACCUGAGAUGGCGCUCGACUUUCCUUUUGAACUAGAUAAUUUUCAAAAGGAGGCUGUUUACCAUCUGGAAAUGGGUGAUUCCGUCUUUGUGGCUGCACAUACUAGUGCGGGAAAAACGGUUGUAGCUGAAUAUGCUAUAGCACUCGCUCAAAAGCACAUGACUAAAGCCAUCUACACCUCACCCAUUAAAGCACUGUCAAAUCAAAAAUUUCGUGACUUUAAGCAAAAGUUUGAAGAUGUGGGUAUCCUUACAGGAGAUGUUCAGGUUAAUCCAGAAGCAUCAUGCUUGAUUAUGACUACAGAAAUUUUAAGAAGUAUGUUGUAUCGUGGUGCUGAUUUGAUCCGUGAUGUCGAGUUUGUUGUUUUCGAUGAAGUCCAUUAUGUUAAUGAUUUGGAGAGAGGUGUUGUUUGGGAAGAAGUUAUUAUUAUGCUUCCUCCUCAUAUAACUGUUAUCCUUCUUUCUGCUACUGUUCCAAAUACAAAAGAGUUUGCUUCAUGGGUCGGACGUACUAAAAAGAAAAAUAUCUAUGUGAUUUCUACUUCCAAACGACCGGUUCCUCUUGAGCAUUACUUAUGGGUCAAAAAUAACGUCCAUAAGGUAGUUGACCAACAUGGCCGGUUCCUAAUGGAUGGAUACAAAUCUGCGAAUGAUGCGCUUAAAAAACCGGAUAAGAUUUUACCUCCUUCAAAUAACAACAAUGCUAGAGGUCGUGGUGGCACUCCUCGUGGAAGAGGAACUCAAGUUAACUUGAUGCGUGGAAGAGGCAAUGUCAAAUCAGUUGAACGACGAGAUGCAAAUACUUGGGUGCACUUAGCUGGCUAUCUUCAGAAGAACAAGUUAUUACCAGUAAUUAUAUUCGUUUUUUCAAAAAAGCGCUGUGAAGAAUACGUUGAUACUUUAUCUAAUAGGGAUUUGAAUAACCACCAAGAAAAAAGUGAAGUCCACAUUGUCAUUGAAAAGGCCGUAGCCCGUUUGAAGAAGGAAGACAGAACACUUCCUCAAAUUGGUCGUAUGCGUGAGAUGCUUUCGAGGGGCCUUGCGGUACAUCAUGGUGGUUUAUUGCCCAUUGUUAAAGAAAUAGUAGAGCUUUUGUUUCAGCGGGGACUCGUGAAAAUUCUUUAUGCAACGGAAACGUUUGCGAUGGGUGUUAAUAUGCCUGCACGAUCUGUUGUUUUCUCCGGCAUUCAGAAACAUGAUGGACGAAGUUUCCGCGAGCUUUUACCUGGUGAAUAUACUCAAUGUUCAGGUCGAGCAGGAAGACGUGGUUUGGAUGUUACUGGAACAGUAAUUAUUUUGUCUCGAGCCGAACUACCAGAUACCGCCAGUCUACGACACAUGAUCCUUGGUCCUUCAACAAAACUAAUUAGUCAGUUCAGGCUGACAUAUAACAUGGUCCUAAAUUUACUACGUGUUGAAACAUUGAGGAUUGAGGACAUGAUCAAACGUAGUUUCAGUGAAAAUGCAAAUCAGUCAUUGUUGCCCCAACAUGAGGCUGAGAUCAAAUCCAACGAAGAGAAGCUUUCACUACUUAAGAAAGAGCUUAACGACAUAGAUAUUCAAAUGAUGAAAGAGUGCAUUUAUCAAAGUGAAAGCUAUAAAGCAUUUACCCGGAAAUUGCAUUUGAAAGCUAUCUCUACGGCUACAGGUAGACGUGUCUUCCGUGAUGGGAGAUUAAUUGUCUAUCAACAACCCGAUAGUACUCGCAGCAUUGGUGUACUACUAGGAACAGUGACGCGCACUACUAGUGCAGAUUGUACCUUAGAAGUCGCUUAUUUGACACCUCAAAAUGCGAUGAAACGUCCUUCAGAUUUACUACCUUUUACUGAACCAUUUAUAGGAACAAUAGACGCUUCCUUGUUUGAUAGUCAGUUUAAAUUUGGGCUUGUUAGUCUUUCUAGCGUUGAGCGUGUAUGUGCAACGGUUCUGCGUAUCGAUUGUGGAGGUAUCCGUGACCGUCGAGGUGGAGCAUUUAGAAGAUUGAGCGAUCAGUUAGCUUCGGUAAAGGGAUUCAAUGAUCCUUUAUUUGAUGAGGCGGAUUGGAGCAAAGUGAAAGAUUUUGAUUUCUGCGAAGCUCAAGAGAAGCGAACAUUUGUUAGUCACAAACUUAUGUCUUAUGAGCCAUUGCUUCAAAAUAAUUUCGUCACACAAUAUGCACUAUGCUUCCAGGAAUACGAUUUGGAAAACAAUAUCAGCAAUUUGAGGGAAUUCAUUUCUGAUCAAAAUCUUGAACUACUUCCAGAUUACGAACAAAGAAUUCGGGUACUCCAAGAACUUCAAUAUAUUGAUGAAAAUAGGACUGUUUUAUUGAAGGGCCGAGUUGCUUGUGAAAUAAACUCUACGAGCGAACUGGUGUUGACAGAAUUGAUUCUAGAAAAUAGUUUGGGUGAAUUUUCUUGUGAAGAGACUAUAGCCUUACUUUCCGCAUUUGUUUUCGAUGAGAAAACCGACGUCGAACCCAAUAUCUCUUCUCAUUUACAAGAGGGUAAAGAAAUGAUUCUUCAAGUCGCUGAGAGAGUCAAUCGCAUUCAGGAAAAGCAUCAAGUGUUAUACUUUAAUGAGGGAAAUGAUUUCGAAUCGCAACCACGAUUUGGUUUGAUGGAAGUUUGUUAUGAAUGGGCAAGAGGUAUGUCCUUUAACCGAAUCACGGACUUGACAGAUAUAUUGGAAGGCUCCAUUGUUAGAACAAUUAUCCGCCUUGACGAAGUCCUUCGAGAAUGCCGUGGUGCAGCCCGUGUUGUAGGUGAUGCUUCAAUGUACUCUAAAAUGGAAGAAUGCCAAAAUCUCAUCCGGCGUAAUAUCGUUUUUUGCCCAUCUUUGUAUAUGUAAAAUUUUGAUCUAUAGCAAUUUAAAGAAUAUAUUUAAGUAUUAUGAAUAAUAAAAUACAAUUCAGCUUAUA
Schizosaccharomyces octosporus yFS286 is the source of this 3979-nucleotide messenger RNA. RefSeq names its product ski complex RNA helicase Ski2. The coding region runs from base 271 to 3909 and encodes 1212 amino acids. Gene Ontology annotation, biological process: nuclear-transcribed mRNA catabolic process, 3'-5' exonucleolytic nonsense-mediated decay. Lineage: Eukaryota; Fungi; Ascomycota; Schizosaccharomycetes; Schizosaccharomycetales; Schizosaccharomycetaceae. Gene Ontology annotation, cellular component: Ski complex. Gene Ontology annotation, molecular function: RNA helicase activity; ATP binding; RNA binding. The record is from RefSeq and is a predicted model, not a curated record. The transcript has a single exon.